Molecule: messenger RNA, 1071 nt
Organism: Dovyalis caffra
Lineage: Eukaryota; Viridiplantae; Streptophyta; Magnoliopsida; Malpighiales; Salicaceae
Source: the annotation of a GenBank genome assembly
AUGCCGUCGUCGCACGGGGAUCUGGACCGUCAGAUCGAGCAGCUGAUGGAGUGCAAGCCUUUAGGGGAAGGAGAGGUGAAGACGCUGUGCGAUCAGGCGAGGGCGAUUCUGGUGGAGGAGUGGAACGUGCAGCCUGUGAAAUGUCCGGUCACCGUUUGUGGCGAUAUUCAUGGCCAGUUCUACGAUCUCAUCGAACUCUUUAGGAUAGGAGGGAAUGCACCUGAUACCAAUUAUCUCUUCAUGGGAGAUUACGUAGUGUUGAAGUCUGGAAUGUUGAAUGGGGAUAGUUUCCAGCAUUCUUUUGAAGUUUUUUAUUUACAACAGACAAGCAUUUCUAAUGUCGUCGAUUAUAUCAAUGCAGAUCGUGGGUACUAUUCGGUGGAGACUGUCACGCUCUUAGUGGCCUUGAAAGUCCGUUACAGAGAUAGAAUUACAAUUCUAAGAGGAAACCACGAGAGCAGGCAGAUUACUCAAGUAUACGAAAUGCUGUUUCAAUGGUAUGUUAUGUCAUUUGAUGAUAUUGUGGGAAUUGCUACUCCUCGAGCAACUAAGUAUGGUUUUUAUGAUGAAUGCUUGAGAAAAUAUGGAAAUGCUAAUGUCUGGAAGUAUUUUACUGACCUUUUUGAUUACCUACCCCUUACAGCCCUCAUCGAGAGCCAGAUCUUCUGUUUGCAUGGGGGACUUUCACCAUCUCUUGACACAUUAGAUAACAUCCGAGCUUUAGACCGUAUACAAGAGCGAAUAACUGAAGACGAUCGUUGUGGGUGGGGAAUAUCUCCUCGUGGUGCUGGAUAUACAUUUGGACAGGAUAUAGCUGGUCAGUUCAACCAUACCAAUGGACUCACUUUAAUUUCACGGGCUCACCAGCUUGUCAUGGAGGGGUACAAUUGGUGUCAGGAAAAGAAUGUGGUUACUGUAUUUAGUGCUCCAAACUAUUGCUACCGCUGUGGGAAUAUGGCCGCAAUUCUAGAGAUUGGAGAGAAUAUGGACCAGAACUUCCUUCAAUUUGAUCCGGCACCCCGGCAAAUUGAGCCUGACACCACUCGCAAGACCCCUGAUUACUUUCUGUAA